Molecule: messenger RNA, 6223 nt
Organism: Dipodomys spectabilis (banner-tailed kangaroo rat)
Lineage: Eukaryota; Metazoa; Chordata; Mammalia; Rodentia; Heteromyidae
Gene: Cnot6
Product: CCR4-NOT transcription complex subunit 6
Exons: 13
Coding region: 769-2442 (557 amino acids)
Biological process (GO): nuclear-transcribed mRNA poly(A) tail shortening
Cellular component (GO): nucleus; cytoplasm; CCR4-NOT complex
Molecular function (GO): protein binding; poly(A)-specific ribonuclease activity
Source: RefSeq, a predicted model, not a curated record
AGGAAAACGCGAGAAGAGGAAGAUCGAGAGAAAAAAAAGGAGAUCAAAGCGAGCACCCAGAGAAAAAGGCAGAUCCAGAUAAAGCAAGGAGGGCCCUUAGGAAGGGGCGAAAACAGAGAGGGCAAGGAAACUUAAAAGAGAGCGGGAAGAGAAGAACUAAAGGAGGACUGAAGUGCGUCGGACUGGCUCAUGGUCCUCAGUGCUGGGGGGAGGCUGGGGGCGGGGCCUGAGACAAGUGCCGUGCGAACAACGAAUCCCCCCCCCUUACUUCCGACGCAGGAUGGUCGCGCCCGACGGCGGCGGCCAAUGGGCGAUCCGGAUGUUGGAGCGGCGGUGGCGGUCGGGGUUGCUCGCUGGCUGGGGGUAGGCGGCCGCCGCCAUGAUGCUUGUUUGCUUUCAAUGAAAACGAGGGGGGCGCGGAGGAGGAGGCGUCGGCGUCGGUGGCGGCGGCGUCGACGGCGCGGAGGCGAAAGCGGUGGCGGCGACGGGCGCAGCGAGGAGGGCGAGGCCGGGGGCCGAGACAGCGGGAGGGCGUAGUGGCGGCCGGUCGGGGCGGCGGAGGCGGGCAGCUUGAAGCGGUGGCGCUCGGAGGGGGAACAAAGAGCGGCGGCUGAGGCGGCAAACGAGCGGCGGCGGCGGCGCUGCAGCAGCGGGCGGGACUGGUAUGGUGGUUCCACAGGUCAGACCCCGCUGCGCUCACAGGGAGGAGGCGGCGGCGGCGGCGGCGGCGGCGGCGGCGGCGGAGGAAGGCGUCGCUCCUCGAGAGGCAUGCCCAAAGAAAAAUACGAGCCACCUGACCCUCGGAGGAUGUACACAAUUAUGUCCUCUGAGGAAGCAGCAAAUGGAAAGAAAUCACAUUGGGCAGAGCUUGAAAUAAGUGGAAAUGUAAGAAGCUUAAGCUCAUCUUUGUGGUCACUGACUCACUUGACAGCUUUGCAUCUGAGUGACAAUUCCCUGUCCCGCAUUCCUUCAGACAUUGCCAAGCUUCACAAUCUGGUGUAUCUGGACCUGUCUUGUAAUCAAAUCCGUAGUUUACCGGCAGAACUCGGAAACAUGGUAUCACUCAGGGAGCUCCGUUUAAAUGACAACCAGUUACGAGUUCUACCUUUUGAGCUGGGAAAACUGUUUCAGUUGCAAACACUAGGCCUGACAGGAAAUCCACUUACCCAGGAUAUAUUGAACCUCUAUCAGGAACCAGAUGGAACAAGAAGGCUACUGAAUUACUUGCUUGAUAAUUUGUCAGGUACUGCAAAAAGAAUUUCAACAGAACAACCACCUCCAAGAUCUUGGAUUAUGUUACAAGAACCAGACAGAACAAGGCCAACUGCCUUGUUUUCUGUCAUGUGCUAUAAUGUUCUUUGUGAUAAAUAUGCGACCCGGCAGUUAUACGGCUACUGUCCAUCAUGGGCACUAAAUUGGGACUACAGGAAAAAGGCCAUUAUUCAAGAAAUCUUCAGCUGCAAUGCUGAUAUUAUAAGUCUUCAGGAGGUUGAAACGGAACAGUAUUAUAAUUUUUUCCUGGUAGAACUGAAAGAACGUGGCUAUAAUGGGUUCUUUAGUCCUAAAUCACGAGCUAGGACAAUGUCAGAACAAGAAAGAAAACAUGUUGAUGGCUGUGCAAUAUUCUUCAAGACAGAAAAAUUUACUUUGGUUCAGAAACAUACUGUUGAAUUUAAUCAGCUAGCAAUGGCAAAUUCAGAAGGGUCUGAAGCUAUGCUGAAUAGAGUCAUGACAAAAGAUAACAUUGGAGUUGCAAUAUUGCUAGAACUUCGAAAGGAGUUGAUUGAAAUGUCAUCUGGCAAACCACAUCUUGGAACAGAAAAACAACUUAUUCUUGUGGCUAAUGCUCAUAUGCAUUGGGACCCUGAAUACUCUGAUGUGAAGUUGGUACAAACUAUGAUGUUCCUCUCAGAAGUGAAGAACAUUAUUGAUAAAGCCUCGCGAAGUCUCAAAUCCAGUGUGUUGGGAGAAUUUGGAACCAUUCCACUUGUCUUAUGUGCAGAUCUGAAUUCUUUGCCAGAUUCUGGUGUUGUAGAAUAUUUGAGCACUGGUGGAGUAGAAACAAAUCAUAAAGAUUUUAAGGAACUGAGAUAUAAUGAAAGUCUUACAAACUUCAGCUGCAAUGGGAAGAAUGGAAUGACCAAUGGAAGAAUCACUCACGGUUUCAAGUUAAAGAGUGCCUAUGAGAGUGGUCUGAUGCCUUACACGAAUUACACAUUUGAUUUCAAGGGUAUAAUUGACUACAUCUUUUAUUCUAAACCUCAGCUAAACACUUUAGCCAUCUUGGGACCUCUGGACCACCAUUGGCUAGUUGAGAAUAACAUCACCGGCUGCCCACAUCCACUCAUCCCCUCCGACCACUUCUCACUUUUUGCACAAUUGGAGCUCUUACUGCCUUUCCUGCCCCAAGUUAAUGGCAUUCAUCUUCCUGGCAGGAGGUAGUCAAGUACCUUCAGAGGACAACCUCAGUUUUACUUGCAAGCUCGUGAAAACCUGAAUAUAAGGGAGUGAGGUAUGGCCACUGGGGAUUUUUUGUAAUGAUGAUUUGAAUUUUCAGUCUGAUUAUUUGGUAUAAGGGUAUCAUAAGAAGCCAGGUGCUAGCAACAGACAAAUUCUGAGCCCAAUAUGCUUUAUAUACUGCUAGACAGGGAUUGGUGUGUUUGCACCUAUUUUUAAUUUGUUACAAGUAAUUUUCCUGUUUCUUCUAUCUAAUAUAAUAUUUUCAUGCCUUGAAAUAGGAAAAUGUUUGAACAGCAUAUUCUCUUUGCACAGAAAUCUGUAGCACUACUUUUUUUGAGGCCAGUAGUAACACCCAGAGACCAUUCUCCCAGACUUUACUCCCUCCUUUUUCAGACUUGUUUGUAAAAUAUAGAAUUUGAAUUUAGCCUUUAUGAUUGUAUAUGAUCCGCAGAGACCUGAUUUAUGAAAUUUUGUACUAAAAAAUCAGAUUUGAAAACAAUUGUAUUGUAAAUUAAGGCUAAUUUUUUUUAAACCUGUUUCCUGUGUUCUGAAGGCCAGCUUGUAAAAGAGUUGCAACAGACUUUCUCUGCAAUGAUUUGCACUGUUAGGGUUAUGUUAGCCCUUUUGUACUACUUUAUUUUUAAAUGGAGAACAUUGCUCUUUAAAUCUAAGUCUGCUUAGACCUUAGGACAUUUUCUUGGGCCAGAGGCAACUUAAAACUCAUGAAUUCAUGAAUUUUUAUGAAAACUAUCUACUAGGACAGAUAAGCUGAACAAUGAAUGAUCUGUAGGCAUUUAAGGACUGAACAUGAUAGUUAAUAUAUGUACAUUCUGAUAUUUUUAAGUCUAACUUUUUUAAGUUAUAAAAUUACAGCUGCUUGGUCCAGCUUAACUCCUUGUUGAGACACUUCCUGUCCUAUCUCCACUGUGCCUGCCUAACUUUGUUCUCACCGAGCACUGCCUGUGCAUGCAGAGAAAAUCUGUGCAUCUUCUUUUAUAUUUUUUAAAAACAUUUGUGAGAAUUUUAUGAAAAUGCUUUUGUAUGAGCUAUGGCUUUUUUCCCAUUGUGAAGCAUUGCAUAUCACAUUUUGGAGCGUGUACAUAGGGUGGGCCAUGAGACCCACGCACUGCUUCUAGGUGUCUCUGCACAGUGCUGUUUGUCACCAGAGUACUACUAUCAUGUGAGUUCUACUCGGUUGUCUGUAUAUUCCUUGUUCUCACGUUUUUUAAAUCAUUCCUUUUUUUUAAAGUAAUUUUCCAUUUAUGAAGCAGUAUAAAUAAUUGCAUUUUCAAAAUAGGUCCUUAAAGCAAUUCUUCAGAUCAUUUUUAACGUGACUAAGUCAUUUUAGUAUGUCAACCAAGAUAAAAGUUAUGUCAUACCCUGUAUUUUGCCCAUAGUGCCAUUAAUAGAUUAGAGAUGUAAAGUCAGCUUUAACUUUGCAAACUUAACGUGUGUAUCUUCUGUUUUCAUUCAUUGAUUCUCCCAAAUCAAAUGAAUUCAAAGGGAGUUUGGACUAACUGCUUUUGUUUCAACUGCAGGCAGGGGAGCAAAAGGACACCAUAUAAGCAUUAAGAAGAAAAAUUGUUGAAUGUUAUUAACAGUUUUUAUACAGAGGAGGAGUCAUUUUGGAUAAUGACUUAAAAUUUUAUGGAAAAUGUUCAGCACUUAAUGUGCUUAUUCUGUUUUUAGAGAAAAUAAAAUGACAUACUGUUUAAAUAAAUGAUUUUUUUUCUUUUCAAGAAAUUCUCAAAAGGUUUUGAUCUUCAGUCUGUCUGAGACUUGAUUUUUCCCUUUAAUUUUUUUUUUUUAGACUUUGUUGUAAUGGUGGGUUUUUGUUGUUUGUUUCGUUUUUGUUUUUCCUUAAAAUUGUUUUUGUGCUUUGUAUUUAAGUUGUGCUGACACCAAACACAUCCAGUUUAUAAUCAGUACAUUGGAAAGCUGGUAUUGCUGAUGUAGAACCAGUGCAUAAAUUCUUAUGGUCUUUUGUCUUAUUUUUUUGGUAAUGUGUGAAUUAAAGGUAUGUUUACUCGUUUUUCCUAAACACUGUGUUGGUAAUGUGCGUGCAUCAUGACGAUUUCCAGCCAGGGGAGCUGGGGGCUGGUUGGACUGAUGAGACUGAGGAAGCCGCUUUUCCUAUGGCCUGCAUUGUGGAGGCGCAGGUCCAGAGAGCUUGGGGGAAGGGGAGGGGGGGGAGAAGCACUUACUCGUUUGUAUUUGUUGGUGGAAGACAUACUCUUGCAUAGAUGCUGGAACUAGAGUGCACUUGUUAGAUGCUAAAGGUUUGAGCUUUACACAAGACGUUUUCAUCUGUAUUUGUUACUGUCUAUAUAUAUUUGAAUUUGGAGGCAGCAUAUUAAGAUAUAAUAGCCUGUUAUGUCUUGAAAAAUACUUGUUCUUGAUUCUUCCAGACAUUCUGUGGGUCAGUUUGAACAGCUUCUUCACCUUAUUUAGGUAAAUUGAACCGAGAAUGUUGAUUUAGAAAUAAAAUACUUGGAUGUAUAAAGAAUGGUCAGUCACACCAAAAUUGAAUGCUACUUUUGAAAGCAAGGUUUUAUGUUUUAAAUAUCUUCUGUGUCCUUGAAUAAUACCCAAUAAUCUUAUACUUCCUAAAAUGCAAUAAAAAACUAGUCUGUUCUCCAUGUAGAUUAUUUUUUGGAAAUUCUGUGAACAAUAUAUGAUGUAAUGUUUUUCUCUGAUGUGUUCUUACUGGAUAAAUCCAUCUUAGGAAUGAUUCCCAGGAAAUUUGGAAUAUGCUUUCUGUUUUGGAUAUAAGAAUUUGGAUCAUUCAGUUUCUUUGUAAAUCUUUUGAAGAACACUUUGCCAUAUUUGUGGUGAUUAUUUAUGCUUUGAGAAUUUAAAUAAUGCUCAUCAAAAUCAAAAUAUAUGGCAUGAUUUUACUGAACUUGUAAAAUUAAAUUGUUUAUUGCAAUUUUAAUAGUCCCAGAAGAUAGGCAAAGAACAUCUCCAAGAAAUGUGCUUUUUUUGUUUUUGAUUUGGUAACAACCAGGAAAACUUAGUUUGUGUUAGCACUUUGAAACCUAACGACAUCAUUAUUACCUUGGGUAGAAUGCAUUUCUGUUUCAAACCUCUUCUGAUUUACUUUUUCAACAUAACACUCAAGCUUUAAGAGUUCCACUUUUUUACUGUUUAAGUAUAGAGAAUUAGUUUCCAUUGUGACUUUCAAGGUUUGGUUGUCAUGUUGUAUAAGGAAAGACAAAAGUGAACCUAGGCAGACAGUUGGCAGUGGUGUGGUGGUGUAACUGGUCAAUCAUACUAUCCAGUACAGAUGUUGCAGGCAAUUCAGAGAAUGCUAUAUCGUAAGGAAAGUUGUGUCCCCCCAUCCCCCCCCCACCAUAAACAGUGUUUUAGGAUGUUCACUUUGCUCUUCUUUCUGGUUACAUAAAAUUUAAAAACCAGUAUGCUGAUGUGAUGUGUAAAAUAGAUAUCUAGUCUUUAUUCACAGUAUAUUGUAUCGUGCAGUGCACUGGACUGACUCUUUACCUUUCCUAACGAAACCCAGCACACUAUCUGCACCAAGCUCAAAGAAUGUCAAUUUGCCUAGGCAGCUCGUGGAUAAGGGUAAUGGAAACCCAAGUUUCUACCACGUGAACUGGUGGUAACAAGCGCUUUUACUGUUCUUUUCAGUGGAACCUUCUGGUCAAAUUGUAAUUAGCUAGUAUUAUAUUUAUAUGCAGGGUCUCUUUUCCUUACCGAUGUAUUUUCCUACUCAUAGCCAACCAAUAAAUUCAAUAUCUGUUUCAAA